Cottoperca gobio is the source of this 3503-nucleotide messenger RNA. It is a transcript of the gene mfsd2ab, whose product is annotated as MFSD2 lysolipid transporter A, lysophospholipid b. The coding region runs from base 141 to 1724 and encodes 527 amino acids. The record is from RefSeq and is a predicted model, not a curated record. Gene Ontology annotation, molecular function: lysophospholipid:sodium symporter activity; fatty acid transmembrane transporter activity. The transcript has 14 exons. Lineage: Eukaryota; Metazoa; Chordata; Actinopteri; Perciformes; Bovichtidae. Gene Ontology annotation, cellular component: plasma membrane. Gene Ontology annotation, biological process: lipid transport across blood-brain barrier; carbohydrate transport; fatty acid transport.
CUCAGUUUUCAAACAGAGUGGAGACCACGAAGAUAACGUAAGGACGUGUUUCCUCAAACCUUACCGGACGACCUGUUUGAUAUUUCGACUUUUAUUUUUCAAGUUCACUUAAAAAGAAAUCAGAUUUUUUUUUUGUUGCUAUGGCAAAGGGAGAGGGGGGUGAACAAUACACCAACGCCAGUUUAUUAAAUAAACCUGUCAACUCGGAUGGUGUCAAGCUCGCCGGGAAGGAGAACAAGAACAGAUUGUCAGUCUGCAACAAGAUAUGCUAUGCCAUCGGCGGAGCCCCCUACCAGAUCACAGGAUGUGCCCUGGGAUUUUUUCUGCAGAUCUACCUGUUGGACGUAGCUCAGCUGGAUCCCUUCUAUGCCUCCAUUAUCUUGUUUGUGGGCCGAGCAUGGGACGCCGUAACGGACCCCACAGUGGGCUUCCUGGUCUCCCGAAGCCCAUGGACGCGCAUCGGACGCAUGCUGCCCUGGAUCCUGCUCUCGACCCCUCUGGCUGUACUUUCCUAUUUCCUCAUUUGGUACGUUCCGCCCUUUGAGAACGGAAAAGUCAUCUGGUACCUCGUGUUCUACUGCAUCUUCCAGUCCCUGCAAACUUGCUUCCAUGUGCCGUACUCUGCCCUCACCAUGUUCAUCAGCUCCGAGCAGAAAGAAAGAGACUCGGCCACCGCAUACAGGAUGACGGUGGAGGUUCUGGGCACGGUUCUUGGUACAGCUAUCCAGGGGCAGAUUGUUGGUAUGGCGAACGCUCCCUGCCUCCCAGGACCCGGCGACAUCGUGGCCAAUCUGAGCAACUCCUCUCUGUCUGCGGCGCUCAAUGACUCGGCGCCCGUCAUUUCCCUCGAUCACACGAAAAAGGCCUACAUGAUUUCUUCGGGUAUCAUAAGCAUCAUCUAUGUCCUCUGCGCCAUCGUCCUCUUCUUCGGUGUAAAGGAGCAAAAAGAUUCUUGUCGCCCCCGGUCGGAGCCCAUGGGUUUCUUCCAGGGGAUUAGGCUGGUGCUGGGACAUGGACCGUACGUCAAACUGGUCAUGGUCUUCCUCUUUACAUCGCUCGCUUUCAUGCUCCUGGAGGGAAACUUUGCCCUGUUCUGCAGCUCCACACUGGGCUUCAGGAACGACUUCCAGAAUAUACUGCUGGUCAUCAUGCUCUCCGCUACUCUGGCCAUUCCCUUCUGGCAGUGGUUCCUGACUCGCUUUGGAAAGAAGACGGCGGUUUGCGCUGGCUCCUUGUCUGUGGUUCCCUUCAUGAUCCUGGUGGUGUGUAUGAAGAGUAACCUGAUCGUCACCUACGUUGUCUCCUUUGCUGCCGGGGUCGGUGUGGCUGCAGCCUUCCUGCUGCCCUGGUCUAUGCUGCCUGAUGUUGUAGAUGAUUUCCAAGUGCAGAACCCUGAAUCCACCGGCCACGAAGCUAUCUUCUAUUCCUUCUACGUCUUCUUCACCAAGUUCGCCUCUGGAGUCUCCCUCGGCAUCUCCACCCUCAGUUUAGAUUUUGCAGGCUACAUUAGUAGAGGCUGCUCUCAACCUGCGGAAGUGGAUAUAACCUUGAAAGUGCUGGUCUCAGCCGCCCCCAUCACUCUCAUCAUAAUCGGCCUGGCCAUAUUGUACUCGUAUCCAAUCACUGAGGAGAGGAGGCAAGGCAACCGCAAACUGCUACAGGAACAGAGGGACAACGAAGCAGAUUCAGAAACGGAAUCGACAGAACUUACCAACAUGAUCUAGCACUUUAGUAGAGACCCACGGACCAAUCGGGUGAUCAACUGGCAUUUUGCACUGGGCGGGACCAAUUUACCUGGGCCUGUCGGAUUAGACAUACACUGCCUUGUCCAAUCACACUUCUGCUGUUAAUUGAUUCAAAACGUGUCAUCGCUUCAGCCACGCUGAGGCCCAAAACAUCAUACCCUCCCUCUGCAUUUGUGACAAAUGUUCCAGCAUGAACGUCACUCUCCUCUUUUGUUCAGUGAGACCUCAAAAGCCUUACUUUUUGUAUAAUAUACUACUUUUGAGUACUGCGGGAAAAACUUUUGUUUGUUUUUUUUUUAAAUAUAAAAACAAAAAGGUUGGUCGCACAAAAAGCAUGAAAUGUGACGGGAACACGUUUUGUCGGUGCUACUCGCUUGGAGCUGAUCAGUUUCCAUCCUUAACACAUCGAGCAUUAAUGACCUUGAACACUGCGCUAAAAACAACCUUAUAGUUCUGAGAUGUGAACAUCGUGAGAAACUUGAACAAACUGUGAUAACGCCUUAAUAUCAGAACUAUUGAGUUGGUGUUUUGAACGUGUUUAAAUGUGUUUUUGUAAUUUUAUAAUUAAUCAUGAUAGUUUACUGAAACCGUCCCAACUGUUUCCAUCUUAUUCCCAUCCCACUUGCUUUUUAUUUUAUUUAAAGAAGCGUCAUAAUGUGAUGUUAAGCGGCCGGACAAUAACAGCUUUGAGCUUGUUGUUCCCCACCAUAGUACUGAAACCACUACAUUAGUAAAAGCUGGUAGUUUGCAAUGACAUUACUUGCAUUAUCGUAUUUAUAGGACCGCUACUGAAGAUGGGGAAAAGCUUUAAUUUCCUUAAUACUGAGCAAAACGGUGACUAGAGCCGGUCCUGAUUUAGUUAUAUCAUUAUUUAAAUAUUUAUAUAGGUUUUGAUUUUACCGUAUUUUGAAUUCAUGUGUGCUGAAAAGUGGAGCUUCUUGCAGUAUUUACAUAUAUUUAAGGCCUCUGAGGUUCUAACUGCAUUAGAAAAAUGAGGUUAAAUGGGGUGCGAGUCAAAUUUUACAAUAUUCACACGCCUUUUAAUGCAUGUGGCCUUUGCUACUAGCUUUGCUUCAUAUGCAUUCAAAAAGGGAAGCACAUAAUUGUGAAAAGAAAAAGAAGAUGGGGAAGUAAACUUGCUUGUCUUUUUUUUUUUUUUUUAUGUUUUUCUUUUGUAUACAUGUGUGUUUAUUGAAAGAACACCCAUGAUGCUUUGUGAUCAUCUCAAUCCCUGUGAAAGUCUGGAUUGACAUAUUUCGUAUCCAUUGAUAUGGAAAAUGUGUACAUAGUGUCAUAUGUUAUACAUACGGUUACAUCUUCGACGAGUUGUUUCUGACAACUGGGUUAAAUAAUUGUUCAUGUUUAAUUAACUUUAUGCUUUUUUGUGUGUUUCUCAUUUUUAUAGAGGUUCCUUGUAUCUCUAGAGGAUACUGUACAUGCCAACACGGUGCCAUUCUCACCCACUAACUGUCUAAAUUGUCCACUGUAAUCUGUCUUGUCAGUGUUUUCCUCUAUGGACCUGUCAGUAGACUUCCCUCAUGACUCUUGAGGCUGUAGCCAAAUGUGUGAGCUUUAAUCCAACAGGAAGACACAGAAGCCUUGUGUACAUGCCUUGUGUGCAAAUGUAAAUAUCGUAUGUAAAUCUGUAAAUAUAUUUGUGGCUGUGAAAUUAACUGUACACUGUUCGCUAGUUAUUUAAGAAACAAUUGUUGAGAUUGAAAAAAAGAUGCUGUUAAUAAAUACUAAUUGAUAAGUGUA